CUCCCACGGCCGAUGGGAGACAGAUCAGGGCCGACGGGAUGGAUAUAGGGACGACACAUACGAGAGAUCGGACCGAGAUGGAUAUAGGGACGACAGAUACGAGAGAUCGGACCGAGACGGAUAUAGGGACGACAUAUACGAGAGGUCGGAUCGAGAUGGCUACAGAGGUGGUAGGUAUGAAAGAGGAGAUCGGGACUAGGAACGACGAGAUGGGUCGCGCGGACGGUUUGAGCGCGGGGGAGAUGCGAGAGAGCAGCGCGAUGAGUCGCGGGGGUGGUACAACCGAGGGGACCGACGCGAUGAGUCACGAGGGCGAUAUGACUCGGGGGACCGCCGGAAUGAUUCGCGAGGGCGGUAUGAGCAAGGAGGGUCUGGAGGAGACCGCCGCAACGAUUCGCGCGGUCGGAAUGAGAGAGGGGGAUAUGGCGUCUCAUCAGAACCAUAUCCCAAGUCGCCUGACCCCAAGGCAGCCAGGAGUUCGAUCGCUAGAAGCGCAGACGACAGACCAUCUAUUCCCAGGAACUCAUGCGUCUACUGUAGAGGAGAAGAUCAUAUCAAGAGGGAUUGCCUGGACCUCAAACGGGCAAUAGAUGAGGGACUUGUCGUGCUUGACGACCGCAAAUACGUCAAGUGGGCAGAUGGUCUGGGAGAUGUAUCGAUGUUCCCUUCGAUGAAGCAGAAUGUCGAAGCAAGGAGAAUAAAGACGAGUAAAGGAAUGGAGCCGGUCAGGAGCCAAAGCAUUAAGAUAACCUUUGAAGGGGACAUGGCGACCACACCCAUAAGGGUGGCAGCCACCAAGUCGGCGAGAGGGUCUACAUCGAAGAAGACUGACACUGAUUACGUGAUGGCGGAGAAGGACGGGCAGCGGGUCGAUGGAGAGGAGGUUAUCCUCUCGCCGCGAAAGCGGGAAGUGAAGAAGUUCUUAAUGAAGAGUUCGCUGGACG
Chara braunii is the source of this 944-nucleotide messenger RNA. NCBI's taxonomy places the organism in Eukaryota, Viridiplantae, Streptophyta, Charophyceae, Charales, Characeae. The record is from the annotation of a GenBank genome assembly.